Molecule: messenger RNA, 5279 nt
Organism: Puccinia graminis f. sp. tritici CRL 75-36-700-3
Lineage: Eukaryota; Fungi; Basidiomycota; Pucciniomycetes; Pucciniales; Pucciniaceae
Exons: 12
Coding region: 131-4687 (1518 amino acids)
Source: RefSeq, a predicted model, not a curated record
AUUGUAUGAACAGGAGCCUUCAUUGGCCUGUCCGUCCAAGUGCUGUGUUCCUCCUCAAUCCGAUUCCCAACUCAAAAGUGCCAAGAACCACCUCCUCAGCCUCAGCCUCAGCCUCAACCACAGACCCACCAUGUCCCGUCGAAGCAGACUAUCAACCCUCUCAGCACUCUCAGGACUAUCGGCAACUGGGAAAUCAAACGCCGACGAACUCUACCAGUACUCACUCCGAGUGGCCUAUCUGGCCUAUCUCACCUCGGUUCGCCAACUGGCAAUCAAGAACGACGAGACUAUCAACAACAGCAGCAGCACUUCCAAUCUGCAUGCCUCAAGCUCAACCCACUCAAAAUCCAAUCACCCCGCUCAGCAUCGUCCCCAUCUCCGUCAUCAGGCUGAAACAUGGACAAACACCAUCUUCUCGAUCGCCGAUGUCUUCAAGGAUGGAUCCGGCUCAUCAAAGUCAGAGAAGAGUGUCAAGUUCCCAAAGGAUCUCGUCAAAGCACUCAAGUUCAGGAUCGAGGCGAUCGCCAAGGGCACCGACAAAAACUAUCAAGACUUACUCCUCCGAUCCACCUUCGGCGUAUUCUAUGGCACCUACACUCAAGACUAUUAUCUAAAACAGCUCAAGGAGAACCGGAACAUCGAGGCACUCAUCCUACUCUUCGUCACCACCGCCACUGGCGUACUCAGGAAACGACUAGAAGGGGACGAAUGGAAGAUCCAUCUGAACUCUCAGGUCGGAGUCUUCGUGACCAUCAUCCGAGACUGUCUGAGAUCAAAGGAACUCAAGAACGUACCACAAGAACUGAUGACCCGUCUCGACAGUUAUGCCUCCAAACUAGCACCUGCCUCAUCCUCCAGUCACGAGCCAUCAUCCUCCAAUACCGACUCACGCAAACUGCCCUCACCUUCCAGCACCGCACUCACCUCACCCGCCGAGGGCUCUUCUUCUUCCCCCUGGAGUAUCAGUCACAGUAUACACGAUAUGCCCACCGUCAAGACCAUCGGUUCUCUCUUCGCAAUCUCAGACUCUCAGCUCCAGAAAGAUUUGAAUAAUAUUAGGAAAAAUUGCUCAGAGAAGGCAGCCUUCGACGACUUUAAGCUCUGUAUAGCGAAUAUCGCUCAACAGUGUCGAUUCCCCGGUCGAAGGGCUGAUUUCGAUUCCGAUGAUGGAUAUCGGGAAUGGCGAACGAAAGAAUUAGCCCAGAUCCAACACGCGAUGUUACAGAUGAUCAGAGCGAAUCCAGACCUGGCCCGAUCGAAGUCUUACUCGACGCCAAACUCAAACCAAAUCCCACAGGAUGACUUCGUACUCGUCGGAACUACUAGUAGAGAUACUGAGAGCUCUCCCUCAACCUUGACCCGAGAUCACACCUCUGGUUUCGACUCUGGCUCUAGUCUGGGUUACUUUGCCAAUUCGGGUGAGAAUGGCAGUCAACGAAACUCACUCUUGAGACCUGAAUCAGUCUCGAGCUCCGGGAACCUCUUGGCUGCCGAUCUUCACCAGCAGGAUAGUAUCAACCAAGUCCUGGAAUGGGACGAAAAUCUAGAUGGAGAGAGGGGGGAAGAUGAUUGUGGCUUUUCCUAUAGCGCUGAAGAGCUCUCGACGACUCAGUUCGUUUAUAUCCCACCCAACCCGAUCCUGCAGUACAAAGCCCUAAUGGAUCAAUGUCUGGACUUUGAUCUCGAAUCAAUGAAAAGUCUUGCAGAGGAUGAAGAGGUCUCCCUAAAGAUCCUAUCAACCCGUCAUCUAGAUUUACUGGAACAGUGCGCGUUUCGUUGGAGAUUAAUGACCCCAUUCCAAGUCGCUGUCUUCUUCUCUGCAAUCUGUCGAAGAUUCGAAGAGGAAGAGAUCCCGAUCAUCGAUUGUGUUACCGAAGCUCUGACGGAUGUCUUUAGAGUGAUGGAAGAACUGAAGUUUGAUGGCUGGGCAACUCGUGAUAAAAUGAUUAUGAAAAAAACGAUGUCUAGCUUGUUUGAUACCCUCCUCCGACGCAUAUAUGAGGCGCUUGAAUUAGUCUUGGAAUCCAAUUCAUGUGAAGACCUACCUAAUGCCCUGGAAUGUCUGAUCUCGAUUUACGAGUCUGAGCCAUUCAAAAUGAUCACGGAUUUAGAUCAGCGGUUCAGGGAGUUUACCGAGGCAAUCAGCGAACUUUAUGACCGACUCUACACCUUCAAAUCCACCGAGGCCUUCUCCGCCGAGCGACCGAACGAUAUCGUGCCCUUCCUGGACCUGACUGCUUGGAUCAAUACCGGCUCGAAUCGGAUCAAUAAGAAGUUCAGGCAGCCUGUCUUGGAUCGCAUCGAUCUAGUCGCCAUCUAUCUCGCCAAACUCUGCCAAAACCUCGUCCAAGAUCUUGAUGCAAUGAAACAAAUCCUCAUCCCCCCUCCGCCCCCCUCUCUCAAUCCUCAUCUCCCACCUGGUUCCGUAAUCAAUCCGACGGAUAGCCCGACAUUCAAUGAUGCAGAUGUCCUGGAUCUCUAUCGUGCCUUGAUAGAACUCGAAAAGAAACAUAAUAUGUGUAACCCAAAUGCUCCAUUGGUCAUCCCAAUCGACGAAUGGUUCUUUCCAUACGUCCAGAACUGGCUUGAAGCGGCGGAAAAAAAGACGAGUGAAUGGGUGCAAUCGGCGAUCAAAGCUGACAAGUUUUCUCCAGAAGGAAAUGACUCACAUAGUUCUUCGAUCAUCGACCUUAUGGACUCUUGUUGCUCCGCCGUCGAUUUCAUUCAGAAACUGAAAUGGCCUAACGAAUACCACAAUGCGAAGUUUAUGACCAAGCUUUCUCGAAUCAUUAGUAAAUCAAUUGAACAGUAUUCCGGAAUCAUCGAAGAAUCUUUUGUCGAGGAGAUGUUUCCCAAAGCCAGUACGGAUGCAGAUCGAGAAGCAAAUCGGUCAGCCAUCUGGACGCGGGCAAGGCUUGUUGUUCAAGGAGAUAAAAAGCCUGAGGCGUUCCAAUUUCAAGAAUCGUCUUGCGUCAAGUUGAAUAACGUCGAAGCGGCCAGAGUCUUACUAGACAAGAUGUACAACACCAUUGAUGCGGACAACGUGGCACGGAUCAUCCAUGAAUAUGAGCCGGCGCCGACCGGACAGAGUGUGCUGAGUGCUUCGAGCUACUUGUUCACGGUGAAAGUGGUAAUGGCCGAAGGUCUAGUCGGGGCGGACGGACAUGUUCACAAGAUGGACCCGUUCCUAACGUUGAGUGAUGAGAGGGGCAACCGGGUAGCGAAGACGCGGACGGUGUACGAAAGCGCUUCGCCAACCUGGAACGAGACCUUCGAUAUCUCAGUCAAGAGUUCCCUCUGGCUUGCCGCGACGAUUUACAAACGCAACUUGAUGGAGAAACACGACUACAUCGGCCGCGCCUUUCUCCACCUCAACCCCAAAGAAUUCAACGACUUCUUGGCCCAUGAUCUCUUGUUGGACCUCGAUACAAGGGGCAGGGUCUUGCUCCGUGUAAGCAUGGAAGGCGAGAAGGAUGACGUUCAGUUUCAUUUCGGAAGAGCUUUUCGGUCGCUCAAGCGAGCCGAAACGGACAUGGUUCGGAUGAUUAUCGAUAAGAUCUCACCAGUGAUUCGAUACUAUCUAUCGCAUUCGACACUGAAGAAAUUGGUCUCGACACCGGGAUUGAUGAUGAAAGGGAUAGAGAUGACGAAGAUGUCGACGAAACUAGAUCUAGAUCUAUCGAAGGUAACAAGUUACGGUGCCGGACUCUGGCGCUCGGUGGCCAAUUCGACCCGUGAACAAGAGAUCCCACUGCCCAAGGACGAGAUUAUAGUCUCUAAUCUCAAUAAUAAUCACAAUAAUGUCACGCCUGUUGAGAACUCUAGGAUCAAGGGCCCUAAAGGUCUCACCGAUGCCGAUAUCGAGGCCGCGAUUGCUGAUCUUUUCGAGUACUUGGAUCAAUGCAUGUCUACUCUGCGGAACUCAUUGAGCGAAAAAGCUGGACAAUUGGUGAUGGCUAAGCUCUGGAAGGAAAUCCUAUCGAUCAUCGAUUCGUUGCUGUUACCUCCGCUAUCUGAUCAGCCGUCAGAGAUGCGAGCGUUGAGUGGGAAGGAAGUGGACAUCGUCUUGAAAUGGUUGAAAUUCCUUACUAAUUUCUUUCAUGCUGAUGGCGAAGGCGUUCCUAUCGAAGAUCUGCAUAAUCAGAAGUAUAAAGAGAUCUGGUCGAUUGGGUUUUUCUAUGACCAACAUACUGAUUCUUUGAUGGAAGAGUGUGUUCGAGCGAUGCAACAACAGUUGCGGAAGGAGACUACCACUAAUCAUUCGGUCUCUAGAAAUAAAUCGGUCUAUCAACAAAGGAAUCUCGGCACUAUUCGUAAACGCAAGGCUGAUAAAAAGAAAUUGGAUCAUGAGACUAUCAGUUCUGAGUUGAUUAUGAGGAUCUUGAGGUUAAGGCCGGGGACGAGUGAUUUCUUACAACAGCAAAUCUCGACGAUGGUUUCGGUGAAUGCGCAACAGAAAAGCCAAGCGAGCAGUGCGUCUCAACGGGCCGCCAAGAACAACGGAGCCGGCCUCUCUCGGCGGAACUUAUCGAGCAACCAUCAUCAUCAUCAUCCUGCCCCUCCACUGCCUCACUCCGCUCUCGCUACUAUCGCCUCGUCCUCGUCUACGCCAUCUGUCCCUUCUCCUGCUCCCCCGGCCUCGGACCUCCACCAUCGGAGUAGUGGUUCUAGGUUGUAUGGCAGUUGAGAAACGUUAUAUCGUCUAGGAAAUACAUAAACAAAAAUGGUUGUUCAAGUUGAUCAGUAUCAUCUAUCUAUUCGGAGUGUUCUUUUUUUUGGUCCGUAUGUAGAAAAUAUUUGGUUCUUAUAAUAACAUGUCUGAAAAAAUUAUAACUGCUUCGACUUUUUGAAAACCCUAUUGCCCCUCAUUUCAUUUCUCUCUCUCAUUCCCUCUCUCUUUCUCACAUAUAUAUAUCUAUAAUAAUUGAAUAGAUCAUCAUGAUAAGUGACAUCAUCUUUAGUAUCUUUUCUUUCAUUCAAAGCAAUCGGGCAAUCAGUCUUUUCAUUCAAGUCUUACAAACUCUACAAAAAAAAUCUAUUUUUUUUUCCUUUGUAAUUUUUUUUUCUAUCCUUAUUUUUUUUUUUUUAUGUGAUCAUCAAGACCAUCAAACUACAUAUCUUUCCCUUUCUUUUUUUUAUUUUUGUCGAUGUAGUCACUUCUUUGUUUGUUUGAAUUGUGGAGGUUUCUUUUCUUUUUGUUUGUGUGUGUGUGUGUGUUUUAUAUAUAAGUCUGCUUUUGAAGAAAAUGAUCACUAACAACCAAAAAUAAAAAAACCGUG